CAAAUGAAGGCAAAUUUAUGCAAAAGAAAAAUUAAGUAAAAACGUGAAAAAUUAUUUAUCAAAAAAUAAAAAAGUGAAAGCAGUCACAACGUAUAAGCAAUAAGAAGCGCUUCUCCCACCCAAACGAGCAAGUUUUCUCCCUUUAAACACUUCGUUGAAAAACAGUUCGGUGCUAAAUAAAGUAGCAGCACUUUUAACAUAUUUUUGCAACUUAUACACAGCGUCUCCAUAGAAGUGGCAUGAUGAAUUUCUCUGCGUUUGGUGGUCCCUUCUCCGGCAUACAUCAGUUCGCGGCCAAAUUUGGCCACGACACACAAGGUCCACCCGGCGCCUUUGCCACACCCACCGGCAUCAAUGGCAACACAACGACCGGCAUCACCGAUAAUCAUGUGCAACGCUAUCAGACGAAUGGCAAUCAUUUCAAUCAAAAUAUACCAAAUGUUUCAGCCGCCAAUAAUACAAUGCAAUACGGACAGAAUAUAUCCAUACCAUAUUCACAGCCGCAAACCGAUCUAAAUUUUCUCAACUCCACGGAUCAUAAAGGAAAGAUACAUCCGAAAAUCGAACGCGAUCGUGAAGAAGUCUUGAAUCAACAAUUAUCAAUCAAUCAAUCUUGGCAAACACUAGCCAACACUGCCAACACCGUUGACUACUCAUCGCAUUUGUUAUCUGCAACACUGCCAAUCUCAAUACAGCACUUCCUUAAAUAUUCCGAAACAAUUAAGAAGGAAACCUCAGGUAUUGUCGGCUCACAAAUCAACUCAGGGAAUUUGAAUUUGAGCAAUUUAGAUACGUCACCAUCGGGUUUUAAAGGUGGUGACGUCCUCAAGAAUGGCACCAAUUUGAGUCUGGCACUUGGCGGCGUUGCACUCGCCCCACCGUCCAAUCAGCAAAGUAACGGCGCUACACAUCACAAUGGUGGUAUUAUUGGCAUGGAUCAUGGUAGUCAUAUGGCUAGCAUGGCGGAUGCCACAAAUAACGGUACGCCACUACAUCAGGCCGUUAAUGGUAAUGCACCCAACCCAAAUGUUAAUGGGCAAGCUAAUAAUGGUCAAACAGCCACUGCCAACGGUACGAUUACGAAUGGCAAUGCAGUUACGAGCACUGCACCAGCUGGCACUACAACUACCUCAACCGGUAGUAGUACCACCGGCAAGAAGACCAGAAAGAAGAAGCCACCAAAGGAGAAGAAACCACGCCCAAAGCCGGGUGAGAUUCGAGAGAUAAAAGCAUUGGACGGUUCCACACUGUAUUGUUGUCCCGAAUGCCAGAUGGCAUAUCCGGAUCGUACUCUAAUCGAACAACAUGUCAUCUCUCAUGCCGUUGAACGGCGAUUCGUUUGCGACAUUUGCAAUGCCGCUCUGAAGCGUAAGGAUCAUUUGACCCGUCACAAGUUGUCUCACAUACCCGAUAGGCCACAUGUAUGCAAUAUAUGCAUGAAGUCAUUCAAGCGUAAGGAGCAAUUAACAUUGCACAUCGUCAUACACUCCGGGGAGAAGAAACAUGUUUGUGUUGAGUGUGGCAAAGGUUUCUAUCGUAAAGACCAUUUGCGCAAGCACACAAGAUCACACAUUGCACGCCGCGUCAAGUCUGAGGUAUCAGCGCAGAAUGUCAAUGGCGCUAGCGGCACCGGAAACACUGUGCAGAACAAUACGAUACAAGGCUCCUGAGGGUCGUACAAGGACUUUUGGUAAAUUUUCAAAGAAACUUCAACGCAAACUACAAACGCAUUGAAAGCAUCAACUGGUAGGCGCACACUUUACUCAAGACGCGUGUCGCCUAUUAGUGGACGCAGUCAAUGUGCGUGUAAUUUGAAGUUUCUAGGAAAGUUUACCGAAUGUCCUGCUGAGCCUUAAAGGAUGGGAGAAAGGGUUAAAACCUGAAAUUCUGCAGAGAGAAUGCAUAUAGAAGUGAUCUGUGUUUUGUUUUUUUUUCUUUUUUUUUUAAAUUUUCAGAUAAAAAAUUGAAAUAUUUUUGUGUUUUAUUGUAUAUGUAGUAGUUUUUGGCAAGUGGAUGGAUUAGCAAUGUAUGCGAAUGAGUGAAUUAAGCAAAUCGCACAAAGUUAUUUUAAAUGAAAAUAAUAUGACAUUGCAUUUGUAGUAGUUGAACGCCAAUAAUAACAGCAACUAGUUAUAACUGAAACCGUUAAAUAGCAAUUUCGAUGUACAAAAUAUUUAUUUAAAAUAUGACGUUAGGAAAACAAAGACAAAAGAAAACAAGAAGUUAA
Molecule: messenger RNA, 2227 nt
Organism: Ceratitis capitata (Mediterranean fruit fly)
Lineage: Eukaryota; Metazoa; Arthropoda; Insecta; Diptera; Tephritidae
Gene: l(3)neo38
Product: Krueppel-related zinc finger protein 1
Exons: 5
Coding region: 240-1670 (476 amino acids)
Biological process (GO): regulation of transcription by RNA polymerase II
Cellular component (GO): nucleus
Molecular function (GO): RNA polymerase II cis-regulatory region sequence-specific DNA binding; DNA-binding transcription factor activity, RNA polymerase II-specific
Source: RefSeq, a predicted model, not a curated record